GGACCAUGAAUGGUUUUCAAAUUCGUAGGCGUCCUUUAAGAUGGAAUGGAAAGUAGGCUAGUCUGCCUGUCCCAUGCAUGAUAUCCAAAUAAUCUCCAAGCAGUAACAGCCACAACACUUCAAGGUUCUUUUUCUAGGUGAGUCACGUGCAGAUCAAAUCUGUUCAUUUAAUUUAAGGGGCCAAACUCGAAACUACAUCUGUUUUCACACUAUCGGCUAUUGCUGCAAGAGCGCAUCCUAUUGUAGCCAAUGGUAUUAUUAGCAUGCAAACUAAAAUAUUUUGGAAGUUAAAAUGUGCAAGCUAAAAAGGUAUGUAGUCAUUUUUUUCACCUUUAUAAUGAGUAAUAUCAUGGCUGUCGAGAGAGAUCGAUCUAAUUAUAGUUCGUGGAGUUAGGGUGGUAGUCUGCCGACCGUCCGAAAGCGCGCCAUCCCCUUGGGACGAUAAUUCCUCUUCGUGGAGAAUCAGCGGACAAAAACCUGUUACGGAGCAGCAACAGUACGCACAGACUUCUACAUGAGUUACAACUUUGUUUUAAUGAGAGCAAAGUCCGCUGAAGACAUAAAUUACUUUCACCUAGGCUGACAGAUUUGGGAAUUCGAUUAUUGAAAGGCUAGGCCGUGUGAUAUAAGGCAGCAUGGGUAAAGUCCUGCUGCUCUGCCUCGUCCUACUGGGGCUUGCACCUGAGACGGGAGGCCAAAGAAGACCGGCGGGACCGAGGGGCAAAGACAGGGGUCAAGUGUGUCCCCUGGAGCUGGCGUUUAUCUUGGACAGCUCCGAGAGCGCCAAGCUCCUCCUGUUCGGCAGGCAGAAGGCCUUUGUGGACGCGUUCAGCCGCAGGGUCACGCAGCUGCAGCUGGGCGGCUGGGAACUGGACGCCCGCCUGGCCGUCAUCCAGUACAGCAGCACUGUGUUCAUCGACCAGCGCUUCUCCGACUGGCAGAACCUCGAGCAGUUCCUGCGUAGCGUCGCCAGCAUGAGCUACAUCGGCCAGGGCACCUACACCACCUACGCCAUCACCAACGCCACGCAACUCUUCACCCAGGAAACCACGCCGGAGAGCAUGAGAGUGGCGCUGCUUAUGACGGACGGUUCGGACCACCCCAGGAACCCGAACGUGAUCGCAGCGACUGCUGAAGCCAAGAGCAAUGGCAUCAAGCUCUUUGCCAUUGGCCUUUCAGACCAGGCCAGGCAGAGUCAAAGCAGCGCCAAGCUACGCUCCAUGGCCAGCUCUCCGGCCCAGAUGUAUGUCCAUUCCCUCACAGAUGCAAACCUGGAGGAGACGCUUCUCAAAGAGAUUAGCGCCAUUGCGAAGGAGGGUUGUCCCAAGGCACAGCCACUAGCGUGCGACUGUGAGAAGGGAGACAGAGGCCUACCAGGAAGUCCAGGUAAAAAGGGAGACGCUGGAUAUGAUGGACCUGCUGGUUCAAAAGGGUCAAUGGGAGAGCCUGGUGUGGAUGGCCGUCCUGGUACUGAUGGUACUGAGGGGAGAUCCGGUUUCAAAGGUGACAAGGGUGAGCGAGGGGACUGCGGAGCCCCUGGGGUAAAAGGAGACGUGGGACUGGCGGGGCGGUCUGGGUCGCGAGGAUUUAAAGGAGAGCAGGGUCACUUAGGCCCUCCAGGGGACCACGGUCCAGAGGGACUUCCCGGGCCCAAAGGAGAUCGGGGACCUGUUGGAGCUUCUGGGCCACAUGGAGACAUUGGCGUAGGAUUCCCAGGUCAUAAGGGAGACAAAGGCAACCAUGGAAGACCAGGACCUGCAGGUCUUGUAGGGGUCGGACAGCCCGGUCAAUCAGGUCCUCCAGGGUUAACCGGCUCACAGGGGAUUCAAGGCGUUCCAGGUGAGGGUCUACCUGGACCCAAGGGUGAAAGAGGUUACGAAGGGCCCAAGGGUGGGCGUGGUCCACCUGGACUUGGGAGCAGAGGUGAUAAGGGAGAUCUCGGACCACCAGGUGAGCAAGGACCAGUGGGAGAACUUGGAGUGGGAAUCCAAGGAGACAAGGGGGGCCAGGGGCCAUUAGGUCCACCGGGUCCGAGAGGCCAGCCGGGCCUGGGGAUGAUGGGGCCAAAGGGAAACCAAGGUUUCCCUGGUGAGCCUGGACUCCCUGGAGAGCGGAGCGUUGGGAAUCAAGGGCCAAAGGGGGAGGCUGGUCUACCAGGGCUGGCUGGAGCUUCUGGAAUCCCUGGAGAUGAUGGAACCUCAGGACCAAAGGGAGAUACAGGCUCACCUGGGCCCCGAGGGCAGGAUGGACCACCUGGAAAGGGCUCACCUGGAGUGAAGGGUGACCGCGGGGACAGAGGUGGCCGAGGCUUGCCUGGAGGAGGAGGUACCCAUGGACCUUCAGGACCAAAGGGAAGCCCUGGGUCUCCUGGGCCACCAGGUAGCAUUGGACCACCAGGGAGGGGUAUACCAGGAGCAAAGGGAGACGCUGGUCCAGCCGGUCCUGAAGGCUCAGUGGGGGAACCAGGCAUUGGUAUUGCAGGCCCAAAGGGUGACCGCGGAGGACAUGGCCCUCCUGGUUAUCCUGGGGUCAAAGGGCAGGGUUAUCCUGGCCCACAGGGGGCUCCGGGAGAACAAGGAUCAAUAGGAGAACCUGGUCCUGAGGGACAAGGUUUACCAGGGCCAAAGGGAGACCGGGGCGCCACAGGACUGCCUGGGUUUCCCGGGGCAACAGGCAUUGGAGAGAUGGGGCCCAAGGGACCCAUGGGUCCGGUAGGCCCACCAGGUCCACAGGGCCCACCAGGGGAAGGCAUCCAAGGACCAAAGGGUGAUGGAGGCUACCAAGGGGUGCCAGGCCCUAGAGGUCCUCCAGGAGAAGGACUCACAGGUGUUAAGGGGGACAGAGGCUUCGCUGGGGAGAAGGGCAAGAAAGGGGACGGAGGAGGACACGGAGAGCCCGGGGCGGAAGGACCAGUGGGUAGAGGAGGACCAAAAGGAGAGCCUGGUCUGACAAGAGAAGAGGUCAUUGAAAUUGUCCGAUCAAUAUGUGGCUGUGGGGUGAAGUGCAGAGUGAACCCGCUGGAACUCGUCUUCGUGAUCGACAGCUCCGAGAGCGUGGGCCCGGAAAACUUCGAUGUGGUCAAGGACUUUGUGAACGGCCUGAUCGACCGCGUGUCCGUGAGUGCCGACGUGACCCGCGUCGGCGUGGUGCUCUACAGCCACAUCAACGUGGUGGUGGUGGACCUCGCCCAGCAGGCGAUGCGCGACAACGUCAAAUCCGCCGUGCGCCGCAUGAUCUACAUGGGCGAGGGCACGUACACGGGCAGCGCCCUCCGCAAGGCCAAUGAGCUGUUCCGGGCCGCCAGACCGGGCGUGCGGAAGAUCGCCGUGGUGAUCACGGACGGACAGACGGACACCCGUGACCAGGUGAAGCUGGAGGAUGCCGUCAGGGAGGCCCACUCGUCCGGCAUCGAGAUGUUCGUCAUCGGGGUGGUCAACCAGAGUGACCCGUUCUUCGGAGACUUCAAGCAGGAGCUCAACACCAUGGCCUCCGACCCAGACGACGAGCAUGUUCAUGUGAUAAGUGACUUUGCCACACUACCAGUUCUGGAGCGACAGCUGCUGAAGCACAUCUGCGAGACUAAUGAAGGAGCCCUGUUCAGCCGCCUCCCAGGCUCCCAUCUCACCCCUGGCACUCGCACCCCAUGGGCAGACGCCCGGGAACUGCCCGAGAGGACGGACACUCCCACGUUUACCGGAGACCACAGGAGGACGCACAUGAUGCCGGGAUCUCCUGGGGAGCAUGUAGGUCCAUCAAGACCCGCCAUAGACGUUACCAGCAGAGUGGACGGUGGGAAGUCCUGGUGGUAUAACGGAGUGUUCCCACUCGUCCCUUACCAUCCCCCUGAGGAUGUGGACUGGCAUUCCCAUAGACCUAGGCACAGGAUGCCCACACAGACUCAGCCUCCUCCAGUACCAAGCCCACAAACUUCCAUCAUAGUACCGAGCAGCUUUAUACAAGAUGAAAAAUGCAAAGAUGUUCUGGAACCAGGUUCAUGUCGGGACUAUGUGGUCAAAUGGUACUACGACCGCAAUGCCAAUGCAUGUGCGCGGUUCUGGUAUGGAGGAUGUGGAGGCAACAGGAACCAGUUUGAGUCUGAAAAGAGCUGUAGGAAGGCCUGUGUGGGAGAGUAGCCCUUUGUCACAGGAGACAGUGAAAUAUACUUGUGCAGUACUAUUACAUAGUGCAUCGCCUCAGAACAAAAACGUAUUGGAAAGCAUGUACUGUAUGUCAUAAGAUAUUUACAUAUAUCCAACUUGCUUUAAGUACUCAGAACAUAGGAAUUUUAUAAGUACCUCAAAAUAUAAAAAACUUGACACUGAUCAAUCUAUAUAUGGAAAUACAGUAUUUUUCCGUAUCCAUAGGAAAUGGUGCUACAAUUUUAAUUUCCAAAAUCACUCCAAGAAAGUCCAGCUUACACUAUGAAGAAAGAAUUGUAUUCCAUAGCCUUUUAUAUAUCCAGUGAACGGGUCCAACUACGUGGAACAACACUUCUUAUUCAUGUAGCAGGCUUAUGCAGUCUGUAUUCAACCCUUCUUAUUCAUGUGGCGGGCUUAUGCAAGCUAUAUUCAUUUGCCACAGACACAAAAUGCUGCAUAUCAAUAUCACACGUGCCUUUACAAUCUGCAGAAUGUGUAGUAUUGAGAUUUUGCUCAGGCCUUCGAGAACUUUACUCUCGCUCAUCUGCUUGGACAGACUUGUUUUUACAUACAGUGCAUACAUGCAUACUUACAUACGGUGGGCCUUCUACAGCUCAGGGUGGGACCAGAAUGUGGAUGCUCAAAGAUGAGCAUAAUACAAGAUAUGCCUGUUCUCAACUGCUUGUCCCAAUGCUCUCUCGCAAUAAUCUUCAACAUUCAACAACUCAUAACAUUCUGCUGUGUUCCAGAAUGGCAUAGCCUGUAUGUAUCACAGUGCUAAACUAUUAACAUGGACAUGAAACAAAUGUACUGUAUUUCAGUUUAACAGCUUUAUCUAAUGAGGAUGUUGUAAACUCUGUACAACAUGAAAUAAAUGUUUGAAUAAAAAAAAAAAAAAAA
Messenger RNA from Clupea harengus (Atlantic herring), 5039 nucleotides. It is a transcript of the gene col28a1b, whose product is annotated as collagen, type XXVIII, alpha 1b. Gene Ontology annotation, cellular component: extracellular matrix. Gene Ontology annotation, molecular function: serine-type endopeptidase inhibitor activity. NCBI's taxonomy places the organism in Eukaryota, Metazoa, Chordata, Actinopteri, Clupeiformes, Clupeidae. The record is from RefSeq and is a predicted model, not a curated record.